UAAACAAAAACAGUGCAGAGUUGUACGCGUUUGUGUGGUGUGUGUGCGUGCAUCAGCCUGCAACGGCUCGGGAGAAAAUAACACAACUGUCUCGCCAGCAUUCAUUCAUUCCAUUCUCGACCCCUUGGAUUUUUUGGAUAAGAAAAGAAGCGAAGGAAGCCCCUACAAUGCUCUCCCUUUCACACUGAUCAGAGAAAUCAUUGGGAGGAGACUGACAUUCACUAAGCUGCAUAAUUUCAGAAAUGUCGAUGAGCUUUGGCUUUGUUGGCAAAGUAUUUCAAGGUUUAAAAGGACUAUACAAUGGAAUUAAUCCAGCCACCCUGACGGGAGCAAUCGAUGUCGUGAUUAUUCAACAAGAAGAUGGGACAUUUUUGUCAUCACCAUUUCAUGUCCGCUUUGGAAAACUUGGAGUUUUACGCUCCAGGGAAAAAGUGGUGGACAUUGAAAUCAAUGGGGAAUCGACUGAUUUGCAGAUGAAACUUGGAGAGGCAGGAGAAGCAUUCUUUGUCCAAGAAAUAGAAUCUGAAGAAGAGGAUGUCCCUGCCUACCUGGCCACGUCGCCGUUGCCCUCCGCCAUGCACCUCAUGGAAAAGGGCAUGGCGGAGCUCCAUCAGCAGACUGACUCUUCCGAGGCUGUCUCUGGUACUGGCAGAGUGGCUCCCUCAGAGUCGUUGCUCAAGGUGAAAGACCCCCGCAGCGACAGCUCGUGGGAUGAAGCCAAAGCCAGCGGGAGACCCCGUAGGAAAGUCCUUAAGAAGAAAAAGCAGAAGGUGGCCCCUGGAAGGGGAAGCAUCCGCUCUGUGUCAAUGCCGGAAAAUGUGGCGGAGCAGGAAGCAAUGUUUGAGAUGGAAGUGACGAAUUCGUCGGAUGAUGAGGAAGUGUCCCAGCACAUGUUUGUCAGUCUGAGAAGCACGAGCUCACCCCAGAUCAAGGACAUGGGAAACGUGCAGGGUACUACCAGCCAUCGCAGAAUGAGUUCACUGGGCAACACUUCAUUCGUCACCCCGUUUAGCGAUCCUGAGACUUCUCCUAUUGGCAGCCCGGUCGGCUCAAGGCCUUCCACCCCCAAGAGUGACACAGAGGUAGACAAGCAGCACACAGAGGAAAAUCAGACCUCAGUGCUGAUGGAAAACAGUGCCACCUGGCAGUGGGGACAGUUCCCCAAGAACUUGGAGGCCGUCACCGCUUGUGCUGAAAGUGGGGAGCCACUUAGAAAGGCUGGAUUAGAAGAUGCUGCUCAAGCCUCUGGUGGUUUCAUGUCCAUGUGGACUGCCAAGCCAAAAUCGGUCCCUGAGAAGAAAAGCCAGGCUCCGGAGGGUAUCUAUCUAGAUGAUCUUGCCAGCAUGGAUGAUCCAGAGAUGGCGAGGAUCUAUCUAGGCAGGCCCAGAGAGAAGGAGGAUGACACAGAAUCUGGCCGUGGUCAGUCCUUGCCCCAGUCCCCAAACUCUGUGGAGGGAGCUAUAGGAGGGCCAGUCAGUUUCACCAUGUCCGAAGUGAGGCACCUGGGUCCGGUCUCCCUCUCUUUGUGCGGUGGCCUCAACGACCAAGAGGGGAUCUCGCUGGACAAGUUUAUGCAGAAAGUUGUCACGUUUGAGGACCUGGCUGACCAUCCCAACAUCACCCUCAACCCAGACCUGGUGGUGAAAAUUCACGACAAGUAUUACAAUUGGUCUACAGCAGGACCCAUGGUGCUUUCCCAAAUCGUCUUCCAUAAACAGUUGCCAGAGCCCACCAAGCCGGCUGUGAAAGGCCUGGAAAAGGAGCACAUGCCAAAGAAAGAGAAGAAAAAGAAAAAGAGCUCCUGGUUCUCCUGGGGCCGGUCGGCAGAGACGGAGGCUGAUAUAGAGACUGGCCUGCCCACGACUGAUUCCAGUGAGGGCUUGAACUCUGUCACGGGCUCUGCUUCCACUUCUACUCUCACAGAGUCCAGUCAGAUGAAAGAUCUGUCUGCGUCGAUGUCUCCCCCUGACAGUCCUGGCCAUAGUGCCUCAGAUAGCCAGAGAAAGCACAGGACCUCUGAGACCAGAUUGCUUUCGGAGGAAAACACGUCGACAGAGACGGACACAGAUGCUUCCGAGAAGGAGCCCUCUAAGUCGCCGUCGCCUCCAACUGUGAGCUCCGACCUGAGCCAGCACACAGAGGAAGUGGAGAUCAUCCGCCGCCAUCGUUCAUCCACCUCAGACUCCUUCAUUGAGAAGACCAAGAGAGUCAAGUUCAUCAAGACGCUGAGAUUGUCUUCUGAGCAAGUUGGCAAGAUGAACCUGAAGAGUGGACGUAAUGAGGUGAUCUUCUCAGUGACCACACAGUAUCAGGGCACCACUCGCUGCGUUUCGCACGUCUACCUUUGGCACUACAGCGACAAGAUCGUCAUCUCAGAUAUUGAUGGAACCAUCACAAAGUCGGAUGCUCUUGGCCACAUCAUGCCCAUCCUGGGCCGUGACUGGUCCCAGUCUGGGGUGACUGAGCUCUUCACCCGCAUCAACAACAACGGCUACAAGCUAAUCUACCUGUCGGCGCGCGCCAUUGGCCAGAGUCGCAGCACCAAGGACAUGCUGAGGAACAUCAAACAAGGAAAUCUGGUGCUGCCCGAGGGACCAAUCUUCCUGAACCCCACCUCACUGUUCAGCGCUUUCCACCGAGAGGUGAUUUUGAAGAAUCCAGAGGAGUUCAAGAUCAGUUGCUUGAAAGACAUUGCAGCAUUAUUCCCAUCUUCACCUUUCUAUGCUGGAUUCGGAAACAAAGUUAAUGAUGCAAUUGCAUACAGAGAACUCAGCAUCCCCAACUUUCGGAUCUUCACCAUCAACCCCCAGGGCCAGCUUAGACACGACCUGUCUCUCACUUUCCUCUCAUCCUAUUCUGGCAUGUCAGACAUCGUGGACCACUUCUUUCCGAGCCUUGACCAAGUGGACCGGGGCACCUCCCUGGAGUACAACCCGGUCAACUACUGGAGGGAUCCAAUCCCCUGCCUCACAGAUGAUGAGCUGGCCCUCAUCUCGGAGACUCAGCAAGAGAAAGAGAAGAAAUGACUAACCGAUGAGGAGCCGGUGCCUGACAGGGCGAUAGCCGAGCAGGAUGACUGCUUGCCACAGGGGGAAGGGUACGAAGGGUUGGGGUCUGAGGACUUUUGGGAUAGGUGGAAAUCAGAAGAGCAGAGCCAGGGGGGAGGAAAUUUCAGCAGGAAAUAUAUCGUUAGUACAGAUAGAGAAGAAUGUAUCAGUGGUACAGUGAGAGAAGAAUGUAUUAGUGGUGUGGAUAGUGGGGAAUGUAUCAGUGGUGCUGAUAGUGGGAAAUGUGUAGAUGGUACAGAUAGAAGCGCUGUAUCUGAGGUGUUGCUGGACCAGACUGAUGGUGUUGGGAAUGUGCUCAAGAAAAACAGUCCAGAGAAUGAGACUUUGGUGCAAGGGCUUGGGAAGGUGGCCAUUGACGUAAUUCGGGAUGGUGACAGUGACGUCGUCAUUGGCGUAACUCAAGAUGACAAUGAUGACAGUGACCAGGUCAAGGGUGUAACUCUUGAUGGCAAUAAUAACCGUGGCCUGGUCAUUGGUGUGACUGUAGAUGACUGUGGUGACUGUGACCCGUAUGUUGUGGUGGGUACGGCGGGUACAGAGA
Aplysia californica (California sea hare) is the source of this 3609-nucleotide messenger RNA. RefSeq names its product phosphatidate phosphatase LPIN3-like. Bases 243 to 3026 code for a protein of 927 amino acids. The record is from RefSeq and is a predicted model, not a curated record. Gene Ontology annotation, biological process: fatty acid catabolic process; positive regulation of transcription by RNA polymerase II; triglyceride biosynthetic process. The transcript has 17 exons. Gene Ontology annotation, cellular component: nucleus. NCBI's taxonomy places the organism in Eukaryota, Metazoa, Mollusca, Gastropoda, Aplysiida, Aplysiidae. Gene Ontology annotation, molecular function: transcription coactivator activity; phosphatidate phosphatase activity.